AUGUCGGAAGACUUGACCUCCUCAAAGGAGAAACAAAUUCUACAAAAGCAAGUUUUGGAUGAAUAUACUAAAUUAGCUAGGAAUAUGGAUUCUCUUGCAAAAUUGUUGCAUGAGAUGGUGUGUAGUCCAUCAAACAAUAUCCUUGACUCUUUAAGAGAACUGGAAAAGGAGAUCGGUUUGGUACAUACGUUAUUUAAAGCAAGUGUUUGGGCUAUAUUGGCAGACUUGGAAACGCAAGAAACAAAAACUUAA
This is a messenger RNA of Schizosaccharomyces osmophilus, 252 nucleotides long. It is a transcript of the gene dad3, whose product is annotated as DASH complex subunit Dad3. Gene Ontology annotation, cellular component: DASH complex; mitotic spindle. Lineage: Eukaryota; Fungi; Ascomycota; Schizosaccharomycetes; Schizosaccharomycetales; Schizosaccharomycetaceae. The record is from RefSeq and is a predicted model, not a curated record. Gene Ontology annotation, biological process: attachment of spindle microtubules to kinetochore. The coding region runs from base 1 to 252 and encodes 83 amino acids. The transcript is spliced from 2 exons.